This is a messenger RNA of Enterobius vermicularis (human pinworm), 768 nucleotides long. The record is from the annotation of a GenBank genome assembly. Lineage: Eukaryota; Metazoa; Nematoda; Chromadorea; Rhabditida; Oxyuridae.
AUGGGCAAUCGUUCAGGAAUUGCUGGUUACUUUAUACUUAAUAGUACUAUCUGUAGGUGGCGAAAGUUUUUGGUGGAACCAGGUUGCUCACUAGGUUCCGGGUAUUUUGUUGGAGUUGUACACCAUAGGGUAUGGAAGAUAUGGCGGGAAGACCAGAACACUAUAGGUUUCAAAGUGCUACAUAACUUUUCUCUAGCGAAAGGGGACGAUGAGGAUACUUUAAAGAAGUACUUCCAACUGGAAGUGCCAUUGCAAGAAUUAUAUAAAACUUGGUCGGAGAAUGACUUAUAUUUCAAGCAAGUGUUGGCAGCAAAUGAAGAAAAUCUAACUGGCGUUCGCAUUCUCGCUCAAGAUCCGUUUGAGACCUUACUCGCGUUUAUAUGUUCAUCGAAUAAUAAUAUCAAAAGGAUAACAAGAAUGGUUGAAAAGCUGUGCGAACUGUAUGGCGACAAAGCUACUAUUGUAUCCGAUUUAUCUCGGUCAUCCCUGAACUUCUACGAUAUUGCUGAUCUUCAGAAAAUGGUGGCUGACGAUAAAAUGGAAGAAAAGUUGCGGGAAAAUGGCUUUGGCUAUCGUGCAACUUAUUUAUGCCAGGCAGUGCGGAAAUUAGAACAACUUGGAGGAAUCAUAUGGUUGAGAUCUCUAUCAGAAAUGGAUUAUUUAACUGCCAGAAAGAUGCUAGAGGGGUUACCUGGAGUCGGCCCAAAGGUGACUGGCUUCUUCUUACUUGUUUUUCGACUUGCUGUUAAACAUCACCUUCAUAGAUAA